This is a messenger RNA of Cajanus cajan (pigeon pea), 1269 nucleotides long. Its product is annotated as putative calcium-binding protein CML18. Gene Ontology annotation, molecular function: calcium ion binding. Lineage: Eukaryota; Viridiplantae; Streptophyta; Magnoliopsida; Fabales; Fabaceae. The record is from RefSeq and is a predicted model, not a curated record.
AUUUAACUGUAGGCCUGUGAAAGCGAAUGUUGGUAGCACAUAGUAUGAGUGAUUUUUUUUUAUGACUUUUCUACACUAGCCAUCAAAUAAGACCUUAAUCAAAACCAAAACGAGUCAUUCCCUCUAAAUCCAUCCUUAUCUGCUUGGUAUCUGAUUUAAUGAUUUAGUCAAACAUAAUUUCAAAACAAGCAAAGAAGAGAGAUAAGAGAAUAUGAAAACCCCAGGUUUUGCCCCAGAAAGGGUUCAGCUUUUUGCAAAGUGUUGAGACCUCGGAAUAAUUCUUGGAGAAUUAUUACAAUUCACAAGGUGACAAAAGGGCAUGUCAUAAAUAAAGCCACACACAAUAUUUCCUUUAAUUCUCUUAUUCUCAAUCCCCCUUAAAAUUAUGUUGCAACCUUUCACUACUUGCUUCACCUUUCUUCAUAGGAGGAUCAAAUUCUUCCUCAACCAACCAAGAAUCAAGGACAUGAUGAGUGUAUGCUACAAAAGAACCAACAAAAAGUUGUCUUCAAAUUCUGACUUGUCAACCUCUUCUUUCCUUCACAUGGAGCUAUCUACACAGUUCCAACAAGUUUUCAAGAUUAUUGACACCAAUGGAGAUGGGAAGAUCUCAGCCACUGAGCUCAGUGAAGUGCUCUCAUGCCUUGGAUACAACAAGUGCAUGGCUGCUAAGGAAGCUGAAUGCAUGGUGAGAGUGUUGGACUUCAAUGGAGAUGGGUUUGUGGACUUGGAUGAGUUCAUGAUUGUCAUGAAUGGCAUGGAACAAGAAAAGUUUGGAAGUGGCAUGGACCAUGAUGAUGAUGAUGAUGAUGGUUGUCUCAUGGAUGCUUUUCUUGUCUUUGACACUGAUAAGAAUGGCCUUAUUUCAGCCAAGGAACUGCAGAGGGUUCUGCUCAAUCUAGGGUGUGAUGAUUGUAGUCUCAAAGAGUGUAAACGUAUGAUCAAAGGGGUUGAUAGGAAUGGAGAUGGGUUUGUGGAUUUUGAAGAAUUUCGAUGCAUGAUGCAAUAUGGACUUGCCAAAUAGGGCUUCAAAUGGGUUUGUUUGUGUUUAUGCUGUAAUUUCUCUAAUUUCCUUUUAUUACGGUACACAAAGAUAAGAUUUAAUGUAAUUAUACUUGCUAUGUUUACCUUUUUGACCUUCCUUAUUUCAUAUAGUAAUAUAGAAGAAAAUAUGUACAUUAAGGGAGAGAUGCAUAGUAUUGUGUUAUGGUGUACAGUUUGUUGAGGGUUUAGAGUUUGGUAAUUUAGUAUUUGCUUCUCUUUUGUUUA